GCCCCGCCCAUUGCUGUCUGAGGUUAGGACAAAGAUGAGGGGCGGAACCGCGCGGGGGCGGGCUCCCGAGAACCAGACCCGGGAGUGGCUCCAGAAGCCGGGGGCCCUGCUCCCGACGCCCGGGGCGGUGGCCGCAGCUGGCCGGCUGCUUUGUGGCGCGCGCGGGUUCCACCGUGGGAGGUGCCCGGGGUUCGGGCACUUGGCCCGGCGGCGGCACUACAUGGCCAGCCGGGCUCAGUCCGGCUUCCCCGCACGCACGAACAGCCGCCUGGAUGCGUUCCUGAGGCGGCAUCUGCCACCCCAGGUCUACGAUGCCAUCCGCGCCUACGAGCCGUGCAUCGUGGUGUCAGACUCGGAGAGGCACACCCUCAAGUACGUGGUGCUCAGCGACCGGCUCAUCUACUUGACCGAGAACCCGCCCAAAUCCAUCCGGCGGGUCGUGGCGCUGCGGGACGUCGUGGCCAUUGACUUGGUUGAUGAUUACCCAGAGUUUUUGAAUUCACCAGAUAGAGAAAUCAACCAACACAUUCGUAUCAUCUAUACAACUGUUUUGAAAAAAGAGUGUGCAAAAUCAAAAGGUGUCAGGAAAUUCAUAAUUCCAUUUCAUCAUGCCAAUGCCAAUAACAAAAAAGUCAAGGAAGAGAAUAAUGGCCUUAUAUUUUGGAGAAGCCAAAAAUGUAGAAGUCUGAAUGAAUCCUCUCUCAGGUACCAUCAAGAGAGCAGCACACCAUCCAAGGACUCAACUCAGUGUUCACCUUCAGACCUCAAGAAGCCGUCCUUUCAUGGCCAAGGUGCCUUUCGACCCUUACCUGUACCCCCCAGGAAGACCUGUCAGUCCACCCCAGCUACUGGCAAGGCUGUUGGCUUGACAUCUUGCACAACAAAUAUAAAAGAAUUCCAGGGACUUCCAGAUCACAAAAACUCUUCAAGUGAAUUCCUUUUCAAGUGCCUUAGUAACAAAAAUGAGUUUCAUUCAGGAAAUUCCCUCCUAGGUUCCCAUUUACAGAGCAAUUCAAACCUAGAGAAAAAGGAGUUGGAACUUCAUUUGUAUGUUAUUUCCACAACCUCAUCAAUAUUUCUGCACUUAAAAAGUUCGUGGAACAAUUACAUCAUAAAAGCUACUCUUUUACAAGAUCCCUUAUAUGCUAGUGAGCUCAGAAGUCAAAAGCCAUACAGAUCUGAGGAGAAAAUUAAGCACUUCAGUCAACUUAAAUCUGAACUCUUUCUUAAAGACAAUACUUUGAGGAAGAUACUUUGUUUAAUUACGGAACUUAAAGUGGCAGCCCAGAAAAAUUUCAUUCUGAAAAGACUUUUCUGGAAAACCAGUGACCUUUUCUACUUCCUAGUGAACAAACUUCAUGAGUACUUACCAGAGUCUAAGGAUAAGAAUGCACUUCAAAAUAAAAGCCAAAGGGUUGAUGAGCUGGUGACAUGCAUUGAAAUUAUACAGACCUUAGGACUGAUGUUCAGAGAAACAGAAAUUGAGUCAUCACGCCUGAACACAUUGGCAGCUAAGAAGGGAACACUAUUUAAUCUCUUGGUAAUUUUAAUUAGCAAGCCUCAGAUUCCAAAAUCUUGUCCUGUAUUUGAUAUCCAAUUGGUGGCUGAUUCAACUUUAGCUGAAAUGUCUUUUGAUGCUAAGUUACAGAAGCUUAUCCUGGAAUACACAGAUACAGCAACAGCACUUUUAUAUGAGAUACUUCUUGUCUUUCAGCAGGGAAACCUUGGAUUGGGCUCUACAAAGUUUGCUAUUAGCUGGAUGAUGUCCUUUCUACAAAGUUGUCCUCCAAUAGUUACCUUUGUGGCCGGUAUUGUGAAGCAAGUAGUGAAGGGGCUUUCAGUUUCAUUGCAGCUGCUGAGUCCUUGUCAAGCAGUUCUGUUGUAUCAGCAGUUUUACAUUCUCAAGAGCUGCCUACAGUACAGCAAGACCCUAGCUGAGUAUAUCAGGAAUGACUACAGUGAAGAAUUCAGGUACUUCAUUCAUAUGCCAGCCUUGGAAAAGAGGCUCCCAUUGUGUUACCCUAUUACUCAGCCAACCACUCAACUUUUUCAUGAAGUUCUGAAAUUGGUUGAAAAGAAACAAUGUGUAAAAUGUUAAUAAGAAUAUAAAAUGUUAAUUGGGAGUGGAUAUCUAUGAGAAACAUUUUUAUUUAUUUAUUUCAUCUUACUAUUCUUGAGUCCCAUAAACAAAGAUUUUAUCUAAAUGUUAUAUCAAUACCUAAGAGGUCCUGAGGUUUAUCUGUUAGAAAAAUAAGAUAAAAAACUAAAAACUGUCUACACCCACUCUGACAUAAAUAAAAUGGUUCUUAAAACUAGUGUUUCUCCAAAAAGAGAAGUUUCUGAAGAUGUGAAAAACUACAAAGGGAACAGAAGCUCAGGGAGAAUAAUUGGUGUGGACCCAUUGAAAUUUAUAAUGAAAAACUGUAUAGAGUAUAAACUACAGAGUGAUCAUUAGAGAAAUGUUGAGCAAUAGGAUGACAUCCUCCUUUUCCACCUGUAAAAACUAGUGGGAAAAGUAUUUUUGGAAGAAUGAGCAGGAGAACACAGGCACAGCUGCACAGAAUAUAAGUCCCUCAUUUGUCAAGGGUAAAGAAGCAUGGACUUUCUUUAAUAAAACCAAAUGCAUUCUGCCAUUCUACUUUGGGUACGUUGGGUGAAUCUGAGCAGUCCCAUAGAGUGUCCAUGAAGAGAAAUUAUCCAUGAGCAAUAAUGGCUCUCCCACAACCAUUUUUAAAAAGGUCUUUGUUAUUCUUUUUUUGUGGUGCUGGGGAUUGAUCCCAGGGCCUUGUGCAUGCUAGGCAAACACACUACCAACUGAGCUAUGUCCCCAGCCCUCUUUAUUAUUCUUAUGGCUGUAAACUAAUCCAACAAAUACUUAACUUUGGUGUCAUUGUGAGCUAUGGAAUUUUGACUUCUAAGAACUUAGGAACUGGGCUCUCCAGUGAAUUUAUCAUGAUUUGAGGAAGGAUUAGAGACAAAUUCAGCUCCAAAGAGAGUUCCCAGUUGGGUGUGGUGGUGCUUACCUGUAAUCCCAGCAGUUUGAGAGGCUGAGGCAGGAGGCUCACUAGU
Molecule: messenger RNA, 3069 nt
Organism: Sciurus carolinensis (gray squirrel)
Lineage: Eukaryota; Metazoa; Chordata; Mammalia; Rodentia; Sciuridae
Gene: C4H12orf56
Product: chromosome 4 C12orf56 homolog
Exons: 13
Coding region: 35-2098 (687 amino acids)
Source: RefSeq, a predicted model, not a curated record